Molecule: messenger RNA, 2052 nt
Organism: Endocarpon pusillum Z07020
Lineage: Eukaryota; Fungi; Ascomycota; Eurotiomycetes; Verrucariales; Verrucariaceae
Exons: 1
Coding region: 1-2052 (683 amino acids)
Source: RefSeq, a predicted model, not a curated record
AUGAUGACGUUUGCUGUGGACAACGUUGAUGCGCCAAGUGCUACAGGCACACAUUCUCAAAGCCAAGUUCCUACUCUUGAAGGGAAGAGCUCUUCCAUCUUGCAGCCCAAUUGGCACCUCGGAUCUGGUCAGGGCAUCUACUGGACUCCCGAGAUCGGCCACCUGUCCAUCAGCGAAGCUUCUAUGCUAUAUCUCAUCGCUCGUGCUGCCAGCGAGGCAACAUUGAACCUUACGCUACUCAGGAUUGUCUUGGCGCAAAUGUCGCUCCCUGAGAGCGACGCCCAGGAGAUCGCAAGAAUAUAUCAAGGCUUCAAGCUUGCGGUUCCUGCGAUCAUGGGCAAGUUUCAGUUUUAUGCGUACGACGAAUCGGUCUAUCAGAGGGGACUGCCAAGACGAGAUCCUUUCAAAGCCUAUGUGCAGAAAGCGAUGGUGUCUAACGAUAUUGGAGGUCUUGAACACGCGGGCGCCGUUGCAGCAGACUGUAGAGGUAUAGCAAAGACUACACGGAGCGAUCUUCUUGCUCUUGUCGCGGCCUUUCUCCAACUAGACGAACCUGUGAAAGCACUGCGCUACUGGAAUGUGCUGGCUCAACGUGGCAACCCCAAUGUGGAUGGAUGGCGGGUCUGGCUGGAUUAUGCGUUCCAGAAGAAGGAUUACGUUGCUUACGAAGUUGUCUGGAACAAGCUGUGCACUCUUUUCAUACCACGCGCUGCCGAAAUGUGGCACCAGCGACUUCUUCUGCUUCAUCAAACUCAUCAACCAUCGGCUGCCUGGUCACACUUUUGUACCCUAGUUCGUUACUCAGGACUGAACAAAACGCUAGUUGGACAUCCCGUACCUCUAAUAGCGCCGUCGACUAUUGACAUUGAGUUGUUCCAUAUGAUGAUCAAAGCCUAUCUAGAGGGAGAGGACGGAGAUAAAGCGAGGGCUAAAGAGGUCUUGCAGCUCAUGAAGAAACAAGCAGGGCUCCGGGUCACAAGAAAGACAUAUAUGUUGUUUGUCGAAGACUCUUUGAAAACGGGCGCUCGUCACUCGGCUAUCGAGUGGUUUGUGGAAGGGAAAUCUUUGCAGAUCAAGUUCUUGCCUGAGGAUUACGCCCUAAUUUUCGAGUAUAGCCUAAAUAAACACGGCAAAGCCCAAAUGUCGCCUUUGGCCUACUUUCGCUCUCCAGUUCUUCGAUGCUUUGAAGCCAUAUCCGCAGUUAUGCGCCUAGCCCGCGGUGGACGCGUCUCUACUCUUCCAGGCUACCAGGUUGAGUUUUCGUCCUCAAACAUCGAAUCAGCCCUCAAGGCUAUACCGACGGAGAAAGAUGUAGACGAUGAUUUGCCGGAUCCAAUACUGAAAGAAACCCAAUCGUUGUACGCAGCCCUCAUGAGGUAUUUGGCUCAGGACUUUGCAGAGCGGCCACCUAGUCCGUCAAAGAUGGCUCGUCUGAGGCUCUUACUGCUCCUUUGGGAUCAUUGCAUACUCACAGGAAAUUCAGCAAGCACAGAAAUGGAAUCAAUUCUCCGUUCUGCUAUACACGGUAUGCAUCCUGGAUUGCAGGAAAAGCUGAUGACUGGGGUCAUGUUCAAAAACUAUGAUCCCGAAGAUACUGUCUCCUUUUACAGCUAUAGGUCACUACGACUUAUCGGCAGACAGUGGUUUUCAGAACGCAUCCGCCUCAUUGCUUCAGGUCGCUCCCGGUCUCAGCUGGAGAGGCUUCCAUGGAAAGGGUAUGAUGCUGUAACCGAAGAAACUCUGAUUGACGUGGGAAUGUCUUCGCAGGAAGAUCGGCACAAGAUUCUAAACCAAAUAAAAUCAUGGAAGAACGCGGCAAUAAUGAAUCGAGAACAGUAUGCGAGGGAGAAAAGAAAAGCGAAAUUUUUUGACGACCUGGUAUCAGAAGCCGAGGUUGAAUUCAAAGAACAACCUGAACAGAUUGAAAUCAGAAAGGAAACAAUCUCCAAGUUACAGCAAGGCUGUCAAAGCUCACGUGAUGAUAAGGCUAUAACCCGGCGAGCGGUCUUCGAAGUAUUGUGCUCUGGCAAUAUCAGUGCUUCUGCAGAGUGA